Messenger RNA from Archocentrus centrarchus (flier cichlid), 2876 nucleotides. It is a transcript of the gene nom1, whose product is annotated as nucleolar protein with MIF4G domain 1. Bases 1 to 2517 code for a protein of 838 amino acids. Lineage: Eukaryota; Metazoa; Chordata; Actinopteri; Cichliformes; Cichlidae. The transcript has 11 exons. Gene Ontology annotation, cellular component: nucleolus. Gene Ontology annotation, molecular function: protein binding; RNA binding. The record is from RefSeq and is a predicted model, not a curated record. Gene Ontology annotation, biological process: ribosomal small subunit biogenesis.
AUGAAAGGGAACUGGAAGCAGAAAGGUAAGAAGGCGACAAAGAAGAAGAAUGCAGUGUUACAGAAAUAUAUGGAGGCAGUGGAUGCCUUCGUUAAAAGCAAAAGUGGCUCUGAAGAAGCGGAGAGUGGCCACGGGUUGAGAUUUGUGAAAAAGAAGAGCAGAAAGGAGCUACGCAAGGAAAAGCGGAAAAUGAAAAAAGCCAAAAUGAAAAGUCACUACGAGGGCAAAAAGACUGUCUCCUUGCCCCCAACUGAUGGGGGAGACUCGGGAAUAAGAGCUGACAAACAACAGCAGCCACAGCUGGAGAAGAAGAAAACGAAGAAGGAUGGGUCGAAAUCGCAUCCAAGCAACCCUGCCAGUGCUCCUAAAGAGAAGGUAGUGGCUUCCGAAACACCAGCUUCUUCCAAGAAAGGCAAGCGAGGAACUAAGCUUCAGGAAACAAGAAAAAUGGCUCUUUUAGAGGCAAAUGAACAAGAGGACAGAGAAAUAAAGAAGCUGGAGCGAUGCCUCGGAUUGAACAAGAGGAAAAACAAAAAAAGUCUCCCUCAGUCUUUUGUGGCUGAUGGACUUGAUUACAUCCUUGGCGUGCUUGACUCAGCAUCAUCAGCCGUGGGGAUGUAUGAAGAUGAUGAAGAAGAUGACAUGGAAAUGGCCAAAGAGAACUUUGAAAAGCUGGAAGACUCUCAGAGGUCAGAUGAGGACCCAGAAGCUGAAAGUGAGAUGGCAAGUGAAGGCAGUGAUGAUGACACUGAUGAGGAUGAGGAUGAAAUCUCUAAUGAAGAGGAAGCAGAUGAAGAUGAUGAAAUGUCUAAUGAAGAGGAAGCAGAUGAGGAAAUGGACCAGGAUGAGCUUAAUGAGAGCAAUGCGGCUGACUCGGAGGAUGAAAAAGAAGGGGAAACAGACAGCCCCGAUACAAAUACGCAAACUGUCACCUCUGCAAGUGGCAAGUACAUACCACCUCACUUGCGGAACAUGGGAGAUGAUAAACGUAAAGCUGAGCUGGAAAAAUUGAAGAGGAACGUGAAAGGCUUGGUGAACAGGCUGAGUGAACCCAAUAUGUCGUCCAUCUGUGGUCAGCUAGAGGAGCUGUACAUGAGCUGCAGCAGGAAGGACAUGAACGACACCCUGACAGAGGUGCUGCUAGCAGCUUGCGUCACCCCGACCCUGAUGCCAGACAGAUUACUAAUGGAGCACAUCCUGCUUGUCAGCAUCCUCCAUCAUGCUGUGGGCUUGGAGGUGGGAGCCCAUUUUCUGGAGACAGUUGUGCGAAAGUUUGAUGAGGACUACAAGAACUUAAGUGGAGGCAAAGAGUGCGACAACCUGAUUGCCAUUGUUGCUCACCUGUAUAACUUCCAGGUGGUACAUUCUGUCCUCAUCUUCGACAUCCUAAAACAGCUGGUGGGAACAUUCACAGAGAAGGACAUUGAGCUGGUCCUGCUUGUGCUGAGGAAUGUGGGCUUCAGCCUGAGGAAGGACGAUCCUCUGGCUCUGAAGGAGCUCAUCUCUGAAGCUCAACGCAAGGCCAGCGACAUGGGAUCGAAGUUUCAAGAUCAGACCAGGGUGCGUUUCAUGCUGGAAACCAUGCUGGCUUUGAAAAACAAUGAUAUGAGGAAGAUCCCUGGCUAUGAUCCUGAGCCUGUGGAGAGACUGAGGAAGUUGCAGAGGACUCUGAUCCACAGGAGCACAAGUGGGAGUGACAUGAAGCUGAGGGUCUCUCUCGAUAAUCUCCUGGCAGCAGAGCAGGUGGGCCGCUGGUGGAUCGUCGGCUCAUCGUGGAGCGGAGCGCCCAUGAUCAGCAAGCAAGAGGACACAACCGUAAGACAAAGCCCUGCUGAAGGACAGUUUAGCGCCAAAGUUCUAGAGCUGGCGAGGAAACAGAGGAUGAACACUGAUGUCAGAAGAAACAUCUUCUGUGUGCUUAUGACCAGCGAAGAUUACAUGGAUGCAUUUGAGAAACUGUUGAGAAUGGGUCUGAAGGACAAGCAGGAGAGAGAGAUUGUACAUGUUCUGAUGGACUGCUGUCUCCAAGAGAAAAACUUCAAUGCCUUUUAUGCCGUACUGGGAGAGAAAUUCUGCUCGCAUGACCGGCGCUUCCAGAUGACUUUCCAGUUCAGCCUCUGGGACAAGUUCAGGGAGCUUCCCAGCCUUUCCAGCAGCACCUUUAACAAUCUGGUCCAGCUGGUCACGCGCUUCCUUCGGAGUAAAUGCCUCUCGCUCUCCAUUCUCAAAGUAAUAGAGUUUGGGGAACUAGAUAAGCCCACAGUGCGCUUCUUGCGUCAGGUGCUGACCAAGCUGCUGAAAGAAACUGAGCCUGAGGAGCUGGCCACGAUAUUUGGAAGGAUUUCAGGAAUUCCUAAGCUAGGAAUGCUGAGGGAGGGCUUGAAGCUUUUCAUCAGCCACUUCCUCCUGAAGAACGCCCAGUCCCAGGGACCAGCUGAGCAAGCAGCAGUGCUGUCAGAGCGCGCCCAACUCGCCACCAAAGCCAUGGAGGCCAAAGAGGCCAAGCUCAAACUGUAAAACACAGACACGCACACCAGAAACUCAAAAUAUGGACUGUGGGGAGAAAAAAAAAAAACAUGGAACAACAGAAGACCUAAUACAAAAAACACAAACCUGCUGUGUACUUAAAAAGGAAGCAAGUAGAUGAAGAUGAUUGAUUCUGCUAUUUUUGCCUUGGGAUGAUUUUGUACAUAAAUUUUAACAGGAAGUUUUUUACAUUUGGAAAUGAUUGAUUCCCUCAGACACACAACAGCGUUUAAUGGUGUGUACACUGUGUUAAAUAAUUGCAUUGUUCAUGCUUUUGUACAUUUGUUGUUGGAAGAAAAUAUCUUGUACCUUAAGUGAAUCAGUGAAAACCUCAAUAAAUUAAGCUUUGA